GGAAGAGGUUUAGGUCAGUAAGGCAGCUAUAUCUUACAGAUUUCGGUACUUGACUAUUCUACUUUUCUUUCUUUGCAACUAUUGUGUUGUCUGGAGUCGUCGUGAGACUCUCUGCUUCAUCAAAUCGCAGCGCGCGAAGAGAACCAACCAUUGCAUCUCUCCAAGCACUAACCUAACCCAUCCACGUACUAAUACUAGUACAUGCUUAUCUAGGUAAGUAAUUACCACAAUACUGUAUGUAAAAUAAAAUACAAUAUAAAAAAAUUACACGUACUUAAGUAUAAGAUCCCCACCCCCGCAUUUCCCCGCACCACAGUACCUACAUCAUGCAUGUACCUACCGCGUCUCUUUGAUGAAUCUGCUCCCUACCCAGGUAAGUAGCAAUGUUGUUGAUCUAACGACAAUGUAGUGCUGAGAUUAGGAGUCUGCUGUCCGUCAUCAUCAUCAUCUUCUUUUGAUACCACCGCCAUUGGGUCUGUGCCUAGCAUGGCACUAUAUCUGGUCAAAAGGUUCAGAUUCUUGUUUUAAUCUAAGGUGCCACCACAGACAGUUGCGGCUUCUUUUGUCCUCUCUUUACAUCCUAGGGAAUUGAGACAGCAACCCAUGAUGUUGCCCCAGGAAAAUGAUCCUGAUGAGCCUGGGCCUGCUCUAAACGCAAACUCAAUCCCGUGUUUCAAGCCCGCCCGCUCAGCCAGAAGGACAGUGAAACGGUCAUCCAAUGCUUGCGAAAGAUGCCGCCAACAAAAGAUUAAGUGCUCUGGUUCCCGUCCAUGCGAUGCUUGUCGCAAGCGCAGCCUAACGUGUACGUUCAACCUCGAGAACCAAAAGAUUAUGGUGACUAGAAGAUAUAUCGAAGAGUUGCAGCGAAGUAAUGCAGCCCCUGAGAGGCAACGGGAACAAGCCAAUCGUGAGACACCAAGCCCAGGCGUACUUACUAACGGGGACGGUGAUGGGGCUUGUCAUAGUGAUGGCCGACUAUCACCGGCAACGACCAUCAGACAGGCUAUGGGCUCUAUCUCACAAUCUCCCGACUUCCACAGCUGUGGCAAUCGUUUCCCGGUUUAUCUGGCCGAUGAUGAGCACGGAGAAUCAUACUCCCCAAACUCCGAUUUUGGUGGUCAGCAGUGCCUGGCGAAUCCAUUAUCUACAGGUUGCUCUGCAUUCUCAACUACCAUAAACGGCUUUACAUUCCACCUGGGGACUUCUUCGAGCUGGUCUUACACAAGGCACAUCCUGAAUAUGGCCUAUGAGCGACUCUUUCCGGUUCCUCCCUUAACGGAAGACCUGGGUCUCGAUUGUAUGAUUUAUGAAUUAGAUUGGGACGGAAGCAGAAUCACAUCUUCUCUGCCAGUCUCACCAAUUCUGCCAUCCCUAGACCAUUGCAUAUAUCUAGUCAAUGCUGUUAAGUUCCAUUGCCAACUUUUUCAUCUCUUCGAUGAGGACGCAUUUAUGCCGUCUCUAUAUAGGUUCUAUGAUGACCCCUCAAGAGAGCCUCAGCCAUUAGAAGAGAUGUGGUAUGUUCACUUCCUCCUCAUCCUGGCCUUUGGGAAAGCCUUCACCACCAAAAAGUCCGAAGGCGGGCGCCCGCCCGGCGAGCCCUUCUUCUCAAAGGCGCUUCAAUUAUUACCCAGCACAAUUUUGCUCUGCACUCAGCCCAUUGAGGCGACUGAAAUCCUGUGCUGUAUUGCACUAUACUUGCUGUGUAUUGAUGCUCGAAGCACGGCUCACAAUUAUAUUGGCCAAGCGAUACGGUUGGCGAUGGACAGUGGGUUGCAUACAGACAAGGGGACUGAGCGGUUUGAUGAAGGCCUGGCCGAAAGGUCACGUCGAGCGUGGUGGACCGCCUAUAUCCUAGAUCGAGAGAUGACCUCACUCAUGGGUUUAUCUCAACCUUCUCAAGAUUAUACUGCGUGUUCUCAGCUACCGAGGUUCAUAGGCGCUCCUCAGCAUACCGCAGCACUGAGCAUUCGAAUCAAAUUAGCACGUGUCUUGGAAAGAAUCGACGAGACUGCCCACGCUACCAAAAGCCAGGCAAAUCACAACUUUCUUCAUAGUACUAAAACAGCUCUCUCUGAUAUAGCUGAAGUAAUAGACGAGCUCCGCCACUCGUUUCCUCUAGAGCGAGGGAAACCAGGACAUGGAAUAUCGAGGAUGUCAGCCCAUCUCUAUCUUUCAUACUAUCAGUGCACAAUACUCGCCACUAGGUCCCUCUUAUACUUUUUCCUCCAGAUACGGUUGAAAUCAGCAGCUGAGUGCCUACGGAGAAUGAAUAUUUCCCAGACAGUCCGAAAACUCAUAUUGAUGUGUCUUGAUGCCUCAUUGCAAAGUAUCACAAUACUAAGGCUAUUACAAGCUCAAGGCUUGUUAGAGGUUUUCCUGCCAUUUGACCUUGAGUCAUUGGUCACAUCUACGGUCACUGCCAUGGUGGCUUUCGUUCUCGAUGCUCGCUUGAACGAAGACAUUCCCCAGUGGCUACAAAAAUCAUACUCUAUAUUCGAAGAGUUCAUUAACUUCGGUAACCGGGUUGCUUUGUUCCGUAAGGCGGAGCUCGCUCAGCUACAUGAACUGCUAAAUAAUGUUCUCCUCGGGGAAGAUCCGGCCAUGAUUGGGCCCAAUAGUGGAACGGCUUCAGGUAGUGUUGAUGAAACCGUGUCUAUAGAUGAUAUACACAACAAUGCGUUACUAAGACCGGGUCUAUUACCCCCCUUUACUGCUGCCACUGAUAGUGGCGGGUAUGACAUUUCCAUCGAUAACCUGAUGACAGGGGCCGAGAUGAUGGAAGUUGCGAAAUCUCUUGACGAGCUCGAUGUCGAAUGGGUAUCGCAAAUGAUCUUCGGCCACUGUAACAAUCCUACCUAUUGACUGGAAAUGACGAAAUGGUUGGAGGUAUAUAGGCGGGCCUUAUGUAUCAUCCUUUCAUUAUUAGAUAUUAGGCAUAGAAAAAAUAAUACGUAGUUUAGGCGUAA
Messenger RNA from Xylaria bambusicola, 2966 nucleotides. RefSeq lists its product as uncharacterized. The record is from RefSeq and is a predicted model, not a curated record. The coding region runs from base 604 to 2862 and encodes 752 amino acids. Lineage: Eukaryota; Fungi; Ascomycota; Sordariomycetes; Xylariales; Xylariaceae. Gene Ontology annotation, biological process: regulation of DNA-templated transcription; DNA-templated transcription. Gene Ontology annotation, molecular function: DNA-binding transcription factor activity, RNA polymerase II-specific; DNA binding; zinc ion binding. The transcript is spliced from 8 exons.